Messenger RNA from Lactuca saligna, 2148 nucleotides. The record is from the annotation of a GenBank genome assembly. Lineage: Eukaryota; Viridiplantae; Streptophyta; Magnoliopsida; Asterales; Asteraceae.
AUGAAAUCAACAAGAUUCACUGGCAACAAUUUAGUGAUUGGUUUAAGAGAAGGGUCGCACGCAUGGAAGAAGCAAGGAGAUCAAAAAGUAACUGACGAAAUCAAAUGGCUUGCAUGUGGUCCACUUAGAGUUGUGCAAAAAUACUCAGGAUACCUAGUUAAAGAAGGUGCAAAUUAUUCCAGUAGUCGAGAUAGAAGGCCAGUCGAAGGCGUGAAUAACUACUAUGGAAAAUUAACUGACAUUAUUGAAUUAAACUACUCUGGAAUGAUACGAGUAGUUUUAUUCAAAUACGAGUGGGUUGACAUCAACAGAGGUUGCAUGAAAGAUGGCAAUGUAACAUUGGUCAAUUUCUCAUAUAAGACACAUACCGGUGUUAACUUAAUUGAUGAUCCCUUUGUUUUAGCAUCACAAGUCGACAAGGUGUUCUACUCCAUGGAUCCUAAACAUAUAGGUUGGGAGAUUGUGCGGCAUUUAAAGCUUAGAGAUGUAUUUGACAUGGGAGGUGCUUAUGAUGAUAUAUUUGAUGUACCUAACUUGCAUAGGGUUGGUGAUGAUGGCAUAGAUGUUACACCAGAAAAUGAAAGGAACUUCUAUGAACUCAAAACAGUGGUGUGGUUGUUAUGGAGGAUGGGUAGGCAUAAAAGGAUAUGCAUCACCUCAACUGAUAUCCCUAUUGACAAUGAGAUAUAUGAUCAAAGUUCUGAGUUUUAUGCAACUGAUAUCCCUACCGAAGGAGAUCAAUCGGGCCAUACACAAACUACUGAAGGAGGCCAGUCUACUGUUGAAGAACACAACUCUACUGAAGGAGGUGCUCAAAAGAAGGUGAGGGGUUAUACUCAAAAGACCGAGACAUGGAACAUGAGUAGCUCCCAAAAAAUAGUAGUGACAUUUAAUAGGUUCGGAAAACCGAUAGGAGAUGAAGGAAAUGAACGCGUACAAUACCUUGGGACCCUUGUGAGGAUGGCUAAUCAUGUUGGAAUAUAUUAUGAUGAUUGGAGGAAGAUCCCUAUACAAAAGAAAAAAGAUAUGUAUUCUAUGGUUAAGCAUGGGGAAAAAUGGAGGACUUGGAAAGUUUCACUAAAAGCACGUACAUAUGAUUCAAGUCUUACAAUCGAUCAAGUUGUGGCACAACAAACUGAAAAAGAUAACAGGGUGAACCCAACUCAGUUUAAAAACCUUGUUACUCAUUGGUUUACUCCAGAAUAUCGGAGCAUGUGUGAUUUGAGGAGAAAGAGUCGUGCAAAGAUGGAAGAGCCCCAUGUUUAUGGGACAAAAUCAUUUGCUCGACUUGUUCACAAAGAGGCAUUGAAGAAUGGUGUAUACCCAACACGGGGACAAAUAUAUGUAAAAAUCCGCACUCGUAAUAAUGGAGAUAUCGUGAAUGAAAAAGUCGCUCAUGUUAUGACUUCCCUACAAGCCAUUGCAAGCGAUUCCUCAAAUACCCAAGGAUCAAGUACCCUAGGAUAUGUAGAUGAUUUUUCAAAUGAUGACUAUUCUAAAGUUAAAGGUCCUGAAAAAAGAGAACAUAUCCCAAAUGCAAACUUGUUUGGAAUUCUUAGCAAUAUGAACAUACAGAUGCCAAGCAACACUUCUACAGGUCCACACAACUCUAAUUCAGUUAACCAGAGGGCAUCUUCUGAAAGUCAUCAUAACGAUGUUCUCUCUUCAUCUAGAAGAUUGUUUUUCCCAGGAGAUAUCAUGGCAGACUUGCUAUUUCUGAAACGUGGUGAUGGACAAAUCAUGAAACUGGAAGGUGACAACAUAAUACACGAAUUCGUGGAAAUAAAAAGAGAAGCAUACGUUCAUGUACAAGUAGUUGGAGACGUUUACAAAGCGCUGCGUGUAAUCGAACGUGAUCCUCGUGUUAGAGAUAGAAUCAUGGCUCGAUUGUUUUUAGUCCCAAGAUUCAAAAAACUCUUUGAUUGGCUGAGUAAGAACUCGUUGAAGGAGCUUGAGUUGGUUAUUAAAGAAUUCAAAGAUUGCUUGAGCUACUCGCCAUUUCCGGCAUCAAUGGAGUUUGACAGACAAAUGGAACGUAAAGCUGGGUUUGGUUAUGGUGGUGCGUUGAUGAGGUCGCUUGGUCAUAUUCCCAGGGAGACUUCCACUUACUUUCAACAACAAUGGUUUAUGGGAUCCAAGAUUAAUUAG